CUGCUCCUAACUUUGUGGGUGCAGGUGUCCCAAUCCACGGGCUAUUUCGAGCUGCAGCUUAACGCGGUGAAGAAUGUAAACGGAGAAUUGUUGAAUGGGGAAUGUUGUGAUGGCAUGAAAAGUCCCCAGAACCUGAACUGUACCCGGGAUGAAUGUGAUACUUAUGUGAAAGUUUGUUUAAAGGAAUAUCAGGCCAAGAUCACUCCCAUUGGACCUUGCAACUACGGAUCCGGAUCUACCCCAGUUCUCGGUGGAAAUACUUUUUAUUUGAACAGCAACAAAUAUUCUCAUCAGGGCAAAAAUCAUGACGUGGGCAGGAUUGUUAUACCUUUUCAGUUUGCAUGGCCGAGAUCAUUCACGUUAAUAAUAGAAGCUUGGGACUGGGAUAACGAAACAAAAAAUGAUGAAGAGCUGUUAAUAGAGAGAGUGUCGUAUGCUGGUAUGAUCAACCCUGAGGAUCGGUGGAAGACCCUACCAUUUAAGGGGCAUGUAGCUCAUUUUGAAGUGCAAAUAAGAGUGAAAUGUGACGAGAAUUACUACAGCACACGGUGCAAUAAAUUUUGUGGACCUCGUAAUGACUUUGUUGGUCACUACACGUGUGACCAAUAUGGAAACAAAGCCUGCAUGGAAGGUUGGAUGGGAGAAGAAUGUAAACAAGCUGUAUGUAAACAAGGAUGUAAUUUACUCCAUGGGGGUUGCAGUGUACCUGGGGAAUGCAAGUGUCAUUAUGGUUGGCAAGGACAGUUCUGUGAUGAGUGUGUCCGCUACCCAGGCUGUGCUCAUGGGAGCUGUAAAGAACCAUGGCAGUGUAAUUGUGAAACCAACUGGGGUGGUCUGCUGUGUAACAAAGAUUUAAACUACUGUGGAAAUCACCAUCCAUGCUUGAAUGGCGGAACCUGUAUGAACACCGAACCAGAUGAAUAUCACUGUGCUUGCCCAGAUGGUUACUCUGGAAAGAAUUGUGAAAUUGCUGAGCAUGCAUGUGUAUCAAACCCUUGUGCUAAUGGUGGAAGCUGCCAUGAAAUUUCAUCGGGCUUCAAAUGCCAUUGUCCGUCAGGGUGGAGCGGACCAACGUGUGCUGUUGAUAUUGACGAAUGUGAGUCUAACCCUUGUGCUCGUGGAGGGACCUGUGUUGAUCGUGUUAAUGGCUUUGAGUGUAUAUGUCCACAACAGUGGAUUGGAGCAACCUGCCAGCUUGAUGCUAAUGAGUGUGAGGGGAAACCCUGUCUUAAUGCUUACUCUUGCAAAAAUCUCAUUGGUGGAUAUUACUGUGACUGCAUUCCAGGAUGGAAAGGAGUAAAUUGUCAUAUCAAUAUUAAUGACUGUCAUGGACAAUGUGAACAUGGAGGGACUUGUAAGGAUGAAGUGAAUGGUUACCAUUGCUUAUGCCCUCAUGGUUAUCAAGGGAAAAACUGUGAGAUAGAAAUAAAUGAAUGUGCAAGCAAUCCAUGUCAAAAUGGAGGACGCUGUGAGGACCUGGUCAAUGGAUUCCGUUGUCUAUGUCAGCAGGGCUUUGCAGGAGCUUUCUGUGAGAUGGAUAUUGAUUUCUGUGAACCUAACCCUUGCCAGAAUGGGGCUAAAUGCUAUGAUCUAGGAGGAGAUUAUUACUGUGCCUGCUCUGAUGACUACGAUGGAAAGAAUUGUUCUCACCUCAAGGACCACUGCAAGAACAGUUCUUGCAAAGUAAUAGACAGCUGUACAAUAGAAGUAUUCACAAAUGCGACGCAGGAAGGUAUCCGUUUCAUUUCAUCUAAUGUUUGCGGGCCUCAUGGACGGUGCAUUAGUCAGCCAGGAGGGAAUUUUACUUGUGCCUGUGAGAGGGGUUUUACUGGAACGUACUGCCAUGAAAAUAUCAAUGACUGUCUUGGAAAACCUUGCAAGAAUGGCGGGACUUGCAUUGAUGAAGUAGAUUCAUUUAGGUGUUUCUGCCUAAGUGGCUGGGAAGGAGAAUUGUGUGACACAAAUUUUAACGACUGUUCCCCUAAUCCGUGUCACAAUGGAGGCCGAUGUAUUGACUUGGUGAAUGACUUCUAUUGUGAAUGUAAAAAUGGUUGGAAAGGCAAAACUUGCCAUUCACGUGAAUAUCAGUGUGAUGCCAAUACCUGUAGCAAUGGAGGAACAUGUUAUGAUGAUGGAGACACUUUUAGAUGUUCAUGUCCUCCAGAAUGGAAAGGGAGCACUUGCAACAUUGCUAAAAACAGCAGCUGUAUUCCUAACCCUUGCAUGAAUGGGGGAACAUGUGUUGGCAGUGGCGAUUCUUUUUCUUGCAUCUGUAAAGAAGGAUGGGAAGGACGUACAUGCACACAGAAUACCAAUGACUGCAACCCCCAUCCAUGUUACAAUGGAGGCAUCUGUGUAGAUGGUGUGAAUUGGUUUCGAUGUGAAUGUGCUCCCGGGUUUGCUGGUCCUGACUGCAGAAUUAACAUUGAUGAAUGCCAGUCCUCCCCUUGUGCAUACGGUGCCACCUGUAUAGAUGAAAUAAAUGGAUACAGAUGCACCUGUCCUCCUGGAAGAGUUGGCCCUAGAUGCCAAGAAGUGAUUGGUUUUGGAAAAUCUUGCUGGCUUAAAGGAAUGUCAUUUCCUCACGGCAGCAGAUGGGAUCAAGAAUGUAACAACUGCCACUGUUUGGAUGGACAUAUUGACUGCACCAAGGUGUGGUGUGGGGGUAAACCAUGUUUAUUACAAAAACAUCAGGAUCAUGCAAAUAAUUGGUGUCCCAUUGGUCAAGAAUGCCAAGAAAUAAUGUAUAUCAAAUGUUUUCAACCACCUUGUACCAACUGGGGAGAAUGCAGCACAUCAGAGCCUCUGCCUGUCAAUAUCAAGUGUCCGCCUAGUUCUGGAUAUUUAGACAAUAAUUGUGCCAGAAUUACUUUAAUUUUUAAUAGAGACAAGGUACCCCAGGGCACUACCAUUGAAAACAUUUGCUCUGAAAUUCGAUAUUUACCAGCCUCUCGGAGUGUUUCUAGGGACAGGACUUUGAUAGUAUUGUGUGAUCUAUCAUACUCCACAGAGAAUGCAGUGGAAGUUGCUAUUUCUUUUAUCCCACACCAAGAUGAGCAAGAUAACAGUCUAAUACAGAACGCUGCUAAUACAAUAGUAAAUGCAAUCACCAAACGGCAAAACAGCACUGUUAUGCUGGCAGUUACUGAAGUCAAAGUAGAGACCAUAGUUGUUGGGCAUUCAUCAUCAGAUUAUUUGGUUCCAAUACUCUGUGUAGUUUUUAGUAUUGUAUGGCUGACUUGUAUAAUCAUCUGUGUGUGGUGGACUCGAAAGAGAAGAAAAGAGCGAGAGAGAAGUCGCCCACCUAGAGAGGAGAGUACCAACAACCAAUGGGCACCUUUAAAUCCCAUAAGAAAUCCUAUAGACAAACCUUACAGUAACAAAGACAUUCGUUAUGAAUGCAAAAAUUUUAUAUCUCCUCAAAAAAGAACUUGUGAUGCAGUGGAGGAGUAUGUAGAGUAUGAGGAAGAGGAGGAGGAAGAAGAGGAAAGAGAGGUCAUGGAAAUGGACAAAUUCCUCACAAAUAAACUCACAAUGCCUUUGUCAGCAAAGGCAUCUGACACGUCAGAGAGCAGUCCAGUAAAGAGAUCCCAUCAUAUAAGCAAAAUGGACAACAGAUCUGUCAAAAAUGUGAAUGCAUCAAACUUUGAAGGCGGUAGAGGCUAA
Molecule: messenger RNA, 3666 nt
Organism: Emys orbicularis (European pond turtle)
Lineage: Eukaryota; Metazoa; Chordata; Testudines; Emydidae
Gene: JAG2
Product: jagged canonical Notch ligand 2
Exons: 26
Coding region: 115-3666 (1183 amino acids)
Biological process (GO): cell communication; Notch signaling pathway; multicellular organism development
Cellular component (GO): membrane
Molecular function (GO): Notch binding; calcium ion binding
Source: RefSeq, a predicted model, not a curated record